AUGACAUUUUUUCCCAUCACUGUCCCUCACGUUGAAGGCCUUCAUGAGGGCAUUGAGUUUGCCUAUGAGGUCCCAACAGCUUUGAUCCAUUUGUUCUGUGUUGUUGUGGAUCAAGACCGUAAGCAAAUCCAAGCAAUCCUAAAAGCCAGCUUCCACGACCAUAAGAUCGACAUGAUUUUCUACUACUUUGUUCUUUGGGUACCAGAAUUCACAAGGAAAUUUAGGGUUGGAAUCAAAUCUAUUUACUACAUCACUACAGUUGCUGCUGUGCAUGCGUUCUCUGUGAUGGAUAAGGAAAAUGAGUUGGGUGUUUCUCUAAAGAAGAACCUUGUGAAAUGGAGAGGGAUACUAUCAGAGCCAGGGUUUAUGAGUGAUUAUAUUGAUAGGUGGUGCUGCCGCCGCCGCCGCCGUUCUGCCUCCAUCUAUCACCUUCUGUGCCGCCACUUUUCGGAACUUUUACAGCACAACCCGUUGAGACAGCUAAAGGGUAACCCUAACUUUCCAUCCGACAUCAUACCUGAGAUUCUUUUAAGGCUACCAGUGAAGUCAUUAUGCCGCUUCAGGUGUGUAUCGAAGUCAUGGCGUUCUUUAAUCGCCGACCCCGAUUUCGUCAAGAUGCACCUUAACAAAUCUAUUAAGAAUGAGGAUAUUUUCAACCAAAGUCAAAGGCUUAUAUUUACUGACCUCUCAACCAGGUUACUUUACUCUUUAAACCUCGAUGAAUUUCUCGGUAAUAAUAAUGAAUUUCCCAAUAAUAAUAAUAAUAAUGAUGCAGUAGUUGAUAAUUAUCUUGGUAAAGAUAACGAAAACCAUAUUGAUAAAAUUCAUGCUGAUGAUGAUGUACUAGUGCCCACUGAUCUCCACCAUAUUUGUAAACUGCCAAGUGAUUGGGUUUUCUUGUUGUUUCACUCCAAUGGCUUAUUGUUGUGCCUGUUACAUAACGGCGGUUUCUAUCUGGUUAACCUUGCAACAAGAGAAUCCAAGAAACUUGCAGAUAUACCAGAUGUCGGAAAAGGGUAUUAUUCCAGCUGCGUUGGUUUUGGUUUUGAUCACUCCUCUGGUGAUUACAAGGUCGUUAUAUUAUAUUUGGAAGGUGGAAUUAUGUUCAGUGUCUACACGUUGAAACCUGGCUCUUGGCGAAUGAUUCAAAGGCGAUAUCCCUACCAAGUUGAGCCAAUGCAGAAAGGGAUACUUCUGAAUGGAGCCCUUCAUUGGUUGUUGAUGGAUAGAGUUAGAGUUGAACAUCGGUCGGUGAUUAUAUCUUUCAAUUUAGCAGAGGAGAAUGUCCGAGAAAUUCCACUACCUCUUGCUUCUAUUGAUACGAGAUAUUAUAUUGUUGGGGCCUUCAGAGAUUGCUUAUGUUUAAUACAUAGUGGUACUGAUGGAGGAAUGCACAAUGAGUUUUGGAUCAUGAAAGAAUAUGGCAUGAUGGAGUCUUGGACUAAAAUAAGGAGCCCCAUCUCAUAUUCUGUAUUACGACACCCUGGUUUUUGGAAGAAAAGUCAUGAUCUCUUGGUGUUCAGGGACCGAUUGCUUUUGUGCAAUUCUAAUGGUCCAAGAUUUCGGAAUCGUUCAAUCUCCGGAUUACCUGAAGUUAAAGAAGUUGGGAUUUACUUGGAAAGCCUUGUUUCCCUGAAUAAUAAUGUUGACUGAGGACAAUGUUUAAGUACGUAGGAUAUGGAGGAGGAUGUUAAGAAGAUGAACUCACUUCAUCUGUAUCUAUGGCUCCAAAACAUGGAAUUGUCAUUUAUCUCUGCUAUUUUCUUCGUAUUCAAUUUCCUUGGGGAUGAUUUUAAUGUUUGUUAAUUUUAUUUUA
Prunus mume (Japanese apricot) is the source of this 1816-nucleotide messenger RNA. The record is from RefSeq and is a predicted model, not a curated record. NCBI's taxonomy places the organism in Eukaryota, Viridiplantae, Streptophyta, Magnoliopsida, Rosales, Rosaceae.